Peniophora sp. CBMAI 1063 is the source of this 351-nucleotide messenger RNA. Lineage: Eukaryota; Fungi; Basidiomycota; Agaricomycetes; Russulales; Peniophoraceae. The record is from the annotation of a GenBank genome assembly.
AUGCCCAAGGAAGCUACCCAGACCAAGACCCGCAAGGCGGCCGCAAAGAAGACCGACGGCAAGAAGACCCGCGCAAAGAAGGACAAGAACGCCCCCAAGCGCGGUCUCUCUGCCUACAUGUUCUUCUCCCAAGAUCACCGUGAACAGGUGAAGAAGGAUCACCCCGACGCAAGCUUCGGUGAGCUCGGGAAGAUCCUCGGCGGCAAGUGGAAAGAGAUGGACGAUGAUGACAAGAAGCCGUACAUCAAGCAGGCAGCCGAAGACAAGGCACGGUACGAGCGGGAGAAGGAGGAGUACGAGUCCGGCAAAGCCGCCUCUGGCUCUGGCGAGGAGGCCGAGGACGACGACUAA